Molecule: messenger RNA, 687 nt
Organism: Exophiala bonariae
Lineage: Eukaryota; Fungi; Ascomycota; Eurotiomycetes; Chaetothyriales; Herpotrichiellaceae
Gene: NUO21
Product: NADH:ubiquinone oxidoreductase 21kD subunit
Exons: 2
Coding region: 1-687 (228 amino acids)
Biological process (GO): electron transport chain
Source: RefSeq, a predicted model, not a curated record
AUGUCGUUCCUUCGCCCACAGAGCUCUCUAAGGCUCUGCAGGACAAUUCCACAGGCACCCCGCUCUUCACUACGAUGCCUAUCCACGACACCCGGCCGUCGUCUCGGCGAGCCAGACCCGAAAGCCGUCCCAGACGUUCAAGCUAUGCAAGCAACAGAGGACCAAGCGAGCAUGGUCGAGAUCGAUCAUAAUCCAGAACAGAGCGUGACCGAAUACCAUGCGGACCACCAACCAGAUUAUACCGCCACAGUUGACCAUGGAACCUCACUAUAUUCACCUGUGCCUAAGCGAGUUUUGAACGGAAGCGAACCGGGCGGUAUAACACCAGCUGCAGUGCUGUCUGGUGCACCCGUGGAUCUACAAGCCAGAACAGUCAGAAUCUACAAAUCCGCAAAACCCGCCACACAAUCCGGCUCAUGGGGCUCACACGCCUGGCGUAUGGACUGGGACGUUCUGGGCAGAGGACACAGAUGGGAGAAUCCACUGAUGGGCUGGCAAUCAUCGGCAGAUGCAAUGCAAGGCACGAAAGUUCAAUUUAAGACCAAGGAGGACGCGGUCGCGUUUGCUGAGAAACAAGGCUACGAGUACUACGUGCAAGAACCUCAGGAGCGUCGCUUUGUGCCCAAGGCUUAUGCGAACAUGUUUUUGCACGAGUCUGGGCCAUUGAAGCAUAUUAAGACGAAGUGA